Molecule: messenger RNA, 671 nt
Organism: Xenopus tropicalis (tropical clawed frog)
Lineage: Eukaryota; Metazoa; Chordata; Amphibia; Anura; Pipidae
Gene: myl10
Product: myosin light chain 10
Exons: 7
Coding region: 74-523 (149 amino acids)
Molecular function (GO): calcium ion binding
Source: RefSeq, a predicted model, not a curated record
GUCCUGACUGAAGUACAAUUCACCCAAGAAGGCAAAAAAGAAGGCAGAAGGAGCAAGUUCAAAUGUAUUUUCCAUGUUUGAUCAAAGUCAGAUCCAGGAGUUUAAAGAGGCUUUUACCAUCAUGGACCAGAACAGAGAUGGAUUCAUUGAUAAAGGGGACCUGAGAGACACAUUUGCUGCUCUGGGACGUAUAAAUGUGAAGAGUGAAGAGCUGGAUGACAUGGUCCAGGAGGCACCGGGGCCAAUAAACUUCACUGUCUUCCUUACAAUGUUUGGGGAAAAGCUAAAAGGCACAGACCCAGAGGAAACUAUCCUGAAUGCUUUCAAGAUUUUCGACCCUGAUGGAAAAGGCCACAUUAAAGCAGAUUACAUUCGUGAGAUGCUUACUACUCAGGCAGACCGCUUCACUCAGGAAGAGAUCACCCAGAUGUUUACAGCUUUCCCCCCAGAUGUUGCUGGUAACCUAGAUUAUAAGAACCUAUGCUAUAUUAUCACCCACGGUGAGGAGAAAGACCAGGAGUAAAGAUCUGAAGUUAUAUCCGAAGGUUCAAUAAAAGAAAACAACACAAAAGGGGAACAAAAUGUCAGCAUGUCAUAAAGCUGCUGUGAUGAUCAAAGCGAGUGAAAUUGUUCUAACUUUAUAAAUAUUAAAAACAAAUAUUCUGAGCCGA